AAGAAACAUAUCGAAAAACGCAAACAAUUUCACAUAGCUUGAGGAGUGUCUCGCGAUCUCGACAUCUCCGCACCCUUCUACCCCGAAAGCCUAACAAUCUGACAUCAUCGCUCAAGACGGAUAGUCAUCCUCCGAACGCUUUGCCAUCAUGUCUCGUGCAGGAACUUGGCUGAAGAUGCUGGGAGUCGGCGUUGUUUGCUGCGUGGGAGGCCCGGCCUUCGUGCAAUACAUCCGGCCCACGGACGAAGAAUUGUUCAAGCGCUACAACCCCGACCUUCAGAAACGCAGUCUGGAAGAGGGUGACCGACGAGCACGGGAUUUCGAUGAAUACGUUACCAAGUUGAAGGAGUGGUCCAAGUCUGACAAGCAUAUUUGGAUCGCCGCUCAAGAACAACAGGAACAGAGACGCUUAGAGACGCAAACACAAAACACACGGGCAAAGGAAGACGCCAAGGCGCAAAGAGAAGAAAUGCGGAAGGAGUUGCUUGGUGGGAAAUAGGAGGCAAAGAGGAAAUCAGUACGGAGCCAAGAUCUAUCAUGAAACCUCCGGCUCUCGGUCGUUUUUGGUGAAACGACAAGUGCCUUCUUCUCCUCUUAUCAACAAGGCCAUGUAUUUAUACCCCAUACCAGAAAAACUUGGGGAAAGUGAAAAGCAGUCUCUCGAAUCGUCGUGGACUCAGGCGUGUGAGGAGUUACGUGGGUGAUAUUGUAUUAUAUUUCAUUUCAUUAAUGUGUGAACGGCUGAAAGGAAAUCCACUCUAUCUGUAUUCUUUUGGUGAUUCUGAAGUUGAGAUCAGGAUCGGACUAAGGAAGACUACGGCGACCACUAGCAGUUGUAGAGGGAUCUCAUCAAUGUUGUGCUUUGCUGUAUUGUUGGUGCGGAUUGGUACA
This is a messenger RNA of Aspergillus uvarum CBS 121591, 891 nucleotides long. RefSeq lists its product as uncharacterized. The transcript has 3 exons. The record is from RefSeq and is a predicted model, not a curated record. Gene Ontology annotation, cellular component: mitochondrial membrane. Lineage: Eukaryota; Fungi; Ascomycota; Eurotiomycetes; Eurotiales; Aspergillaceae. The coding region runs from base 149 to 499 and encodes 116 amino acids. Gene Ontology annotation, biological process: mitochondrial respiratory chain complex III assembly.